Diaporthe amygdali is the source of this 2256-nucleotide messenger RNA. RefSeq names its product oligosaccharyl transferase STT3 subunit. The transcript has 5 exons. Gene Ontology annotation, biological process: post-translational protein modification. Gene Ontology annotation, molecular function: dolichyl-diphosphooligosaccharide-protein glycotransferase activity. Gene Ontology annotation, cellular component: membrane. NCBI's taxonomy places the organism in Eukaryota, Fungi, Ascomycota, Sordariomycetes, Diaporthales, Diaporthaceae. The record is from RefSeq and is a predicted model, not a curated record. Bases 1 to 2256 code for a protein of 751 amino acids.
AUGUCGGCUGGCGUUCCUACUCUUCUUUCUGGCAGCAGCCAGGGACAGAACACAAGAGCUCUGUUCCGUGUUGUCAUCCUCGUCUUGAUCGCUGGAGCCGCCGUCGCCAGCCGUUUGUUCUCUGUCAUCCGUUUCGAGAGUAUCAUCCACGAAUUCGACCCUUGGUUCAACUUCAGGGCUACCAAGUACCUGGUCGCAAAUGGAUUCUACAGCUUCUGGGACUGGUUUGACGACCGAACAUGGUAUCCUCUUGGCCGUGUCACGGGCGGAACUCUGUACCCCGGCCUCAUGGCCACCAGCGGCAUCAUUUACCAUCUAUUCCGCCUGCUGACUAUUCCCGUCGACAUUCGAAACAUCUGCGUCCUGCUCGCCCCGGGUUUCUCUGGUCUCACAGCCCUCGCAGCAUACUGGUUGACCAAUGAGUUGUCUACCUCCCAAUCUGCCGGACUUCUAGCCGCGGCCUUUAUGGGCAUCGCCCCCGGGUACAUUUCCAGGUCCGUAGCUGGCAGCUAUGACAACGAGGCCAUCGCCAUCUUUUUGCUGGUCCUCACCUUCUUCCUCUGGAUCAAGGCUGUCAAGCAGGGCUCCAUCAUGUGGGCCGCUCUGUGUGCACUCUCCUACGACUGGAUGGCCGCGUCAUGGGGUGGAUAUACUUUCAUCGACAACCUGAUCGCCGUCCACAGUCUCAUGCUCUGUGUUUCGGGCAGGUACAGCAACCGGCUCUAUGUCGCUUACACCACUUUUUACGCCAUCGGAUUCUUGGGCAUCAUGCAGGUCCCAUUCAUCAACUUCCUUGCCAUCAGCACCAGCGACCACUUCGGAGCUCUCGGCGUCUUUGGUUUGAUGCAAUUCUACGGAUUCUUCAACUGGUUCACGGGCAUGUUCGACCCUAAGGUGGUCAACAAGUGGCGUUGGGUGUCGUUCUUUGGUCUCAUCGUUCUUGGCAUCGCUGCAAACGUUGUCCUCGUCAAGGCAGGCAAAAUUGCAGCCUGGGGAGGGCGUUUCUACUCGCUGUUUGACACCGGAUACGCCAAGAUCCACAUCCCUAUCAUUGCAUCAGUCUCAGAGCACCAGCCGACCGCCUGGCCGGCAUUCUUCUUUGACCUGAACAUGUUGAUCUACCUCUUCCCGGCUGGCAUUUAUCUGUGCUUCGACAGGCUGGGCGACGAGCACAUCUUCCUCAUCAGCUAUGCUGUGCUUGGCAGCUACUUUGCUGGUGUCAUGGUUCGUCUCAUGCUCACGCUCACACCCUGCGUUGUUGUCGCGGCGGCCAUUGCAGCAUCGACCAUCUUGGACAAUUAUUUGUCGGCCGAGAGCCCGGAGCCGCAAGAGGAAGCCGCCGAGGCCGCAGACGUCUCAGCGAAGAAGGACAAGAGCAGCAAACAUAAGCACUCGGACCCGUCCAAGAAACCCAUCGUUGGGAUCUACAGUAAGACGUCGAAGUUGGUUGUGGCCGCGGGAAUGCUUGUUUACCUCAUCCUUUUCGUCAUGCACUGUACUUGGGUCACAUCCAACGCCUACUCUUCCCCGUCUGUUGUCCUGGCCAGUCGCAUGCCCGAUGGUAGCCAGCACAUCAUCGACGACUACCGUGAGGCGUACCAGUGGUUGCGACAGAACACCAAGGAGGAUGCCAAGAUCAUGUCUUGGUGGGACUAUGGCUACCAAAUUGGUGGCAUGGCUGACCGGCCCACUCUUGUCGACAACAACACGUGGAACAACACUCACAUCGCAACUGUUGGCAAGGCCAUGAGCUCCCGCGAGGAGGUUAGCUACCCCAUCAUGCGCCAGCAUGAGGUUGACUAUGUCCUUGUUGUCUUUGGCGGUCUCCUUGGCUACUCGGGCGAUGACAUCAACAAGUUCCUCUGGAUGGUCAGGAUUGCUGAAGGCAUCUGGCCAGACGAGGUUAAGGAGCGAGAUUUCUUCACACCUCGUGGAGAGUACCGUGUCGAUGACCAGGCCACCGACACCAUGAAAAACUCGUUGAUGUACAAGAUGUCGUACUACAACUACCACAACCUUUUCCCCAAAGGACAGGUUACUGACCGUGUCCGUGGGGCCCGCUUGCCGUCAGAGGGCCCAGUGCUCAACACUGUCGAGGAAGCUUUCACCAGUGAGAACUGGAUCAUCCGCAUUUACAAGGUCAAGGACCUCGACAACUUCGGCAGAGAUCAUGGUGCGGUGGCAGCUUUCGAGAAGGGCCACAAGAAGAAGAAGCCCGUCAAAAAGCGAGGCCCGAGAACACUCAGAGUUGAGUAG